Messenger RNA from Caenorhabditis briggsae, 360 nucleotides. The record is from RefSeq and is a predicted model, not a curated record. Lineage: Eukaryota; Metazoa; Nematoda; Chromadorea; Rhabditida; Rhabditidae. The transcript is spliced from 4 exons. Bases 1 to 360 code for a protein of 119 amino acids.
AUGUACUUCCGUUCAACAUUUUUGAUUUCUGUUGUAUUCGCUUCAAUGGCUCUUGCCAUGUUUGAUCAUGGCCCGAAAUAUGGAUCCCAUCCUUUCAAACCAGUCUACCUGAACCCAUAUGGAUCCAAGUACGAAUCAUAUGGAAAGUAUGACGACCACAAGGAUUCCCAUUACCAACCAACCUAUUAUCAUGACUCUUAUCAGCCAAAGUACAACGAAGGACAUGAUCAGAAGUACGGAAACGACUACUACUAUUCCUACCAACCAUCCCAUCAGCCAUACUACGGUAGCUCCUACUACAAUGAACAACCCAAAUAUAACGAUUACCACAACAACCAAAACUACUACGAUAAAUACUGA